UUGUGGUAUUACAAUGGCUGUUUUAUUGGUGCUAUCUGCCCUAGCCGUGACCGGGCACGCAAUAGCAGAGAAGGAUUAUAAGAAUCUCCAAAACCAGGUUGUAUCGUUACAGGGAACUGUCCAACACCUCCUUACCGAGUUGGGAGAUCUUCGUCAGCACCACACUCAAUUGGAGUAUAAAUACAAUACUCUCUCGGAUGAGCUCAGAUACAUUAGAACACAUCCUCGCGAACUCUUACAAGAGGACCUGUGGAAUCACCAGCCAAGCAAACGUUUGAAAGAGCCAGAGAGACAUGCCUACAGAAACACACCCACCAAGGGCCAGAAAGGAGAUAACGGUGACAUCGGUAAACCAGGGCCAAAAGGAGACAACGGACUUCCGGGAUUUAACGGGGACGAUGGACUUGAUGGCACCCAGGGCCAGAAAGGCGAUGUUGGUGUCCGAGGACCUAAAGGGGAUAACGGACUUCCGGGACUGAACGGAGACGAUGGACGUGAUGGAUCAGAAGGUGCCAAGGGAGAACCGGGCAAAAGUGGACAAGCUUCAAAGGUGGGGUUUUCUGCCCGGAUGUCUCACAAGCUACAACUGUUAGGCGGAAUGGUUCGUGUACUAAAAUUUGACCUAGUUGGCGUCAGUCAUGGAAGUGAUUACAAUCCAACAUCCGGGGUGUUUGUAUGUGGUAUCCCCGGAACUUACGUCGUCACGUGGGCUUUAGAAAUAGGAACAACAACAACAGUGAGUUCUAGUUUGAUGAAAAACGGAUACGAAAUUGGACGUUUGACAGUUACUGGGUUAAAUGGUGUUUCGAACACGGGCUCCCAAAUUGCUUUGGUCACUCUCGAUGUGAAUGACCACCUAUACAUCAGUGCGACACCCAAAUUUCCCGGUGUUACCAUCGAAAACAGCUCAUCAUUUACAUUGUUUCUACUUUAUAAAUAAAGCCCGAUAUU
Molecule: messenger RNA, 951 nt
Organism: Pecten maximus
Lineage: Eukaryota; Metazoa; Mollusca; Bivalvia; Pectinida; Pectinidae
Product: otolin-1-like
Exons: 6
Coding region: 14-940 (308 amino acids)
Molecular function (GO): protein binding
Source: RefSeq, a predicted model, not a curated record